Plasmodium knowlesi strain H is the source of this 1230-nucleotide messenger RNA. Its product is annotated as DER1-like protein, putative. NCBI's taxonomy places the organism in Eukaryota, Apicomplexa, Aconoidasida, Haemosporida, Plasmodiidae. Gene Ontology annotation, molecular function: misfolded protein binding; ubiquitin-specific protease binding. The record is from RefSeq and is a predicted model, not a curated record. Gene Ontology annotation, biological process: endoplasmic reticulum unfolded protein response. Gene Ontology annotation, cellular component: Hrd1p ubiquitin ligase ERAD-L complex; endoplasmic reticulum membrane. The coding region runs from base 1 to 1230 and encodes 409 amino acids. The transcript has a single exon.
AUGUUUUUUCUGCUCAGGCUACUCGUCUCUUUAUGCGUAAUAAUCGUAAGUGUGAGGCAUGAGCACGCGAGAGUUAUUUUGUCGAACAAGUUUGCGGCGAGCGUACUGAACAGCGGCACACGUGUAGGGGAGCCAUCCCGGGGGACGACGACCCUGAAGAGAGACACGACAAGGAAAAAUGGCCUCUUCAGGAGUGACCAGAAGCAAAACACGACAUCAGAACAUGGGUACUACUACUUUACUAAGGAGAAAAACAAAAUAAUAAAAAAAAAAAAAAAAAAAUUUUCACUGAAUUAUUCUAGAAACCCUAAAGUAGUAACAAGGGGGACAAGAAAAAAAACACACUACCCACUCCUUUUUAUAUCCCCGUCAUCAACAUCAUUGAACGAGAUUACUGAAAGUGUGAAGGCUCUUUUUAAUUUAGAUUACAUAGAAAAUAGCUACUUGUAUUCCUACAUCAAAUCAUUUAAAAGGACCCCCCCCUUAACGAAACUUUACCUUUUGUGCACCUUCAUCUUCAGCAUAUUUAUGCAUGCAAAUAAAAAUAUAUACAAGCUUAUUGUAUUCGAUUUCGGAAAAAUAUUCAAGGAGGGUCAAGUAUGGAGACUAAUUACACCGUAUUUUUAUAUAGGCAAUUUAUAUCUACAAUAUUUUCUCAUGUUUAAUUAUCUACACAUCUACAUGUCUUCGGUUGAAAUUGCACACUACAAGAACCCGGAGGACCUGCUAACAUUCUUCAGUUUUGGCUACCUGUCUAAUCUCCUUUUUACAAUAAUAGGAAGUAUGUACAAUGAGAACGUAUUGAAUCUCCAAGGCUAUGUGAAUAAACUUAGGAGACUCAUUUUAUUAGGUGGUAAGAAGAGUAGUAUUUCCACCAAGGCGAACACAGCAGAUGUGAUAAUAUCAAAACAACAGUACAACCACCUGGGUUAUGUUUUCUCUACCUACAUAUUGUACUAUUGGAGUCGGAUCAACGAAGGUACCUUGAUUAACUGUUUUGAGCUUUUCCUUAUUAAGGCUGAAUAUGUACCUUUUUUUUUUAUCGUACAGAAUAUUUUACUGUAUAAUGAAUUUUCUCUCUUCGAAGUAGCAUCCAUAUUGUCCAGCUACUUUUUUUUCACUUAUGAGAAGAACUUGCAGUUGAAUUUCCUGCGGCACUUCAACCUCGCUCUGCUCAAGGUGUUGGGCAUCUACCCCAUGUACGAGGCGUACAAGGAGGAGUACGAGUAG